Molecule: messenger RNA, 5526 nt
Organism: Lampris incognitus (smalleye Pacific opah)
Lineage: Eukaryota; Metazoa; Chordata; Actinopteri; Lampriformes; Lampridae
Gene: adcy7
Product: adenylate cyclase 7
Exons: 28
Coding region: 843-4190 (1115 amino acids)
Biological process (GO): intracellular signal transduction; adenylate cyclase-inhibiting G protein-coupled receptor signaling pathway; cAMP biosynthetic process
Cellular component (GO): plasma membrane
Molecular function (GO): adenylate cyclase activity
Source: RefSeq, a predicted model, not a curated record
GGAGCGUGUAUGGGACCCGGGGAAGCAGCAGCCCGUCCAGACCAGAGACGGACCAGUCCGCCAGAUAAUCAACCCGCUUCACGGAAGACGCGCGUGAGCGCAUGAGGAGCCAGGUGGGUGUAGUUUGCCAUACAGAACAAGACAGUAUGUGAAAAUUUAGACGUCACUAAGAAGCCUUUUAGAGUUUUGUGUCAUCUCCAGUGAGUGGAGCAGCCGUGAGCGUCUCUCUGCCCCACCACCCCGCCCGGUACAUCCUGAAUCUUGGCAGGAUCCUCGAUGACCUCUUUAUCAACCCUCCCCAGCUCCCUUUCUCCUCCUCUUUCUCCUCCUCCCUCUUCAUAUUCCCUUUCUUAAACUUUCCUCCCCCUCCUGUGCGUCUCAUAGCCACAGGACUAUUACUCCAACCUUGGGAAGAGAGCUACACGCUUUCUGGCAAAGGAUGAAGCAGGUCUUUCUGCCAACAGCAAACAGGAGAUAGAGAAGAGACAUAAAGGAGAGGAAGGAGGGAGGGGGCGAGUCAGAGAACAAGGCUUGGAGAAAGAGAGAGAGAAGAGAGACAGUGAGAGGGAAGAGAGUGCGAGUACUAAGAGAAAGGCAACAACAACCUUCAAGAUGCCCCGCAGAGAGCAAAAGACAAGUUUCACUUGAGAACAUGAGUUAGCAGGAUCAGAUCUGGAUCUGUCAGAUCUGGGUCUCUGUGGGUUUUGCUGACCGGCCUCCUGGCUGAUACACACGGAUCUGACCACCAUCGGUGACGACAUCCUGUCACGCGCACACUCACAGCUGGUGCUUUCUGGGCACUUAUUUCCUCUUUGCUAUGCGUGAGUGAUAUUGCGUCGGCCAUGCCAGCCAAAGGGAAAUACCUGUUGAAUGACCAGGAGCUCAAACAUGAGGCUCUGUACCGCAAAUUCUCCUGCAUCAGUCAAUAUCAGCCGCUGGUUCUCCUCCUUGGGCUCUCCAUGCUGUCCUGUGGAAUUCUCCUAAUCCUCUUCUUUGCCCUGGGACUGAAUGCGGAAAAGCACUGUGCCUUUGUGAGUGUGGUGAGCUGCAGCCUGUUGGUGUUCCUGGCCGUAUUUGUGCUUGUGUGUACGGAGACCCUGACUCAGCGCUGGAGGCGAUUGCUGGGCCUCGUGAUCUGGGCCACACACCUAACCAUGGGCUACACCUUCAUCUUCAGCGGCCCGCGCAUUCUCCCCUGGGACCAGGUGCCCUUCUUCCUCUUCAUCAUCUUCACCGUCUACACUAUGCUGCCUUUCCAGCUGUGGUAUGCUGUAGUGCUGAGCGUCAUCUCCUCGCUGUCCCACAUCCUGGUCCUCACCUUGCACCUCACCAUUUUCAGCCAGCAGACUGCUCCUUACCUAGCCAACCAGCUGCUGUCCAAUGCGGUGGUGUUUCUAUGUGGCAGCGUGGUUGGAGCCUUUCACAAGGUCCUGAUGGAAAAGACUCUCAGGCAGACCUUCCAAGACACCCUGAGGUUCCUUAGCAUGCGCAUGAAGCUGGAGAUUGAAAAGAGACAACAGGAGAAUCUGCUCCAGUCUGUGCUGCCAGUUUACAUCUCCAUGAAGAUGAAGCUGGCCAUCAUGGAACGCCUGCAGGACUGCAAAGACAAAGAGGAGCGGCAGCGACUGGUCAAGGACAACAACUUCCACAGCCUCUAUGUGAAGAGGCAUGAAAACGUCAGCAUCCUCUAUGCUGACAUUGUCGGCUUCACCCGGUUGGCCAGUGACUGCUCUCCUAAGGAGCUGGUCAUUAUGCUAAAUGAACUGUUUGGAAAGUUUGACCAAAUUGCCAAGGAAAAUGAGUGCAUGAGAAUCAAAAUCCUCGGAGACUGCUACUACUGUGUGUCAGGGCUGCCAGUCUCACUCCCCAAGCAUGCCAAGAACUGUGUGAAGAUGGGCCUGGACAUGUGUGAAGCCAUCAAGCAGGUGCGGGAGGCGACAGGUGUGGACAUCAAUAUGAGGGUGGGUGUACAUUCUGGCAACGUGCUGUGUGGAGUAAUUGGCUUACGCAAGUGGCAAUUUGAUGUGUGGUCACAUGAUGUCACUCUGGCCAAUCACAUGGAGUCAGGAGGUCUCCCAGGGCGUGUCCACAUCACUGAGGCUACCCUUAAGCAUCUAAACAAGGCUUAUGAGGUAGAGGAAGGCAAUGGCCAUCAAAGGGACGCUUACCUGAAGGAGCUCAAUAUCAAAACAUACCUGGUAAUCGAUCCACGGUCAAAAGACCAAUCGCUGAACAGCCGCAGUAUGCCUAAACCACGGGUGAACGAUGGUCUGAAGAUGCGGGCAUCUGUUCGUAUGACCCGUUACCUGGAGUCGUGGGGGGCCGUCAAACCCUUUGCCCACCUGCAGAAUCGAGAGGGCUUCACCACAGACACCAUGGUCAAUGGCAAGUCUCGCUGCAAGGACAUUCCUUUGCGAUCGGUGCCUUGUUCUAAGAUCACUGAAAGCCUUGAUGAGUCUCUAGAGGAGCCCUUCUCCUUUCCUGCUCCUCCGUUCAACAGCUCUAAGAACAAGUCCCAGAAGAGCAAGUUUGAUGAGGAGCUGCACAAUGAGAUGACCACCACCAUUGAUGAGCUCAGCAGCAAGCAGUGGUCUAAGUCUGAGGAGACAAGGAACUUAUCUCUGUGGUUUCCAAAGAAAGAUUUGGAGAAACAGUAUCGAGCCUUGGACUUGCCCAUGUUUAAACACUAUGUCGGCUGUGCCGCCCUCAUCUUCCUCUGUAUCUUCAUGGUUCAGAUGUUUGUCACAAACAAUCCUGAGAUGCUGGGGAUAUCAUUUGGAGUGCUGGCCUGUGUUCUCCUGCUGACUUUGGCUGUCUGUUUCACUGGUCACCUGCAGCGCUUGUUUCCAGAGAAGCUGUCCAGCUGUCAGUGGCUCCCCGCGGUGUCGGAGGCGGUGGUGAAGCGUCCGUGUGUGCGCCUCCCCCUGGCCGCCGUCACCACUGCGGUCAUCGUCAUACUGGCAGUGUUUAACCUGUGCUUCAUAGAGCCCUGUUUGACAGAAUGUUCCGGCGAUAGUCCUCGCCUGCUUAACACAAAUGUCUCCGGCGAGCUGAAAUCAGAUGAAGGCCUCUUCUACCUGCCUUACUCUGUGUACAGCUGUAUCCUCUCUCUCAUUGCCUGUGGAGUCUUCCUGAGGGUGAGCUUCGAGCUCAAGGUGCUCUUCCUCACCGUGGCUUCCACGGCUUACUACAUCAUCAUCCUCAGCUCUAAGAGGAGGCUCUUCAUCACCUACGGGAAUGUCCUCUAUGCUGGGAUCGCUGACUGGAACAGCAGCAGCAUUGAAGAUGGGUCCAUCCUUAGGGGGCUUGGCCUGGUGAAACACCCCCAAGUGAUGAGCUGCAUAUAUAUCACCCUGUUCCUGGUUACCAUGCUCAUCAUCUCACAACAGAACGAGUCCUGCUUCCGCCAGGACUUCCUGCUGAAGAACAAGAACCACACAGAGCAGGAUGAGAUCGAGACCAGAGAAAACUUGAACCGCCUGCUACUUGAGAACGUGCUGCCGGCCCAUGUAGCGGCCCUAUUUGUGGGGGAGAAUAAAAAGAACGAGGAUCUGUACUACAAGUCCUACAACUGUGUCUGUGUGAUGUUCGCCUCGGUACCUGAUUUUAAAGAGUUUUACACCGAAUGUGACAUCAACAAGGAGGGUCUGGAAUGCCUCAGGCUGCUCAACGAGAUCAUUGCUGACUUUGAUGAGCUUCUAUCCAAGCCGAAGUUCAGUGGCGUGGAGAAGAUCAAGACGAUCGGCAGCACUUACAUGGCUGCUGCUGGGCUCAGUGGGACCCCUGGUCAGGAGAAUAACCAGGACAGGGACAAACAACAGGCCCAGAUUGGCAACAUGGUGGAGUUCGCUAUUGCUCUAAUUGGCAAGCUGGAUGGCAUCAACCGACACUCAUUUAAUAGCUUUCGACUCCGUGUGGGUAUUAACCACGGCCCUGUGAUAGCGGGGGUGAUUGGGGCGAGAAAGCCUCAGUAUGACAUCUGGGGCAACACCGUCAACGUGGCCAGCCGGAUGGAGAGCACCGGGGAGCUCGGAAAGAUUCAGGUCACAGAGGAAACGUCUGACGUGCUGCAGAAGCUGGGCUACUCCUGCGAGUGCCGAGGCUUCAUCAACGUGAAAGGGAAAGGGGAGCUCAAGACCUUCUUUGUGAGUACAGACAUGAGCAAGCAUCAGGGCAUGGGCCUGAGCUGAGGCCGGUUCGGUCCGGUUCCAGCGACUCAUGGUAGAACGCACCUUUACAUAGACUCACAUACCACAGUCAAGAGUUUACAGAUUCCCACAAGCCCCGCGCGUUUAGGGCUGGACUAAUGACAGCGCAUUAGUAAUCUCCAUAAUCUCUCUAACUAAAAUGUCUCAAGGAUUUGGCAGAACUGCUGCAAUGAUGCACUGUGGCGGGGAACUGUCCGAGUCAUCGGGAUUUGGCAGUCCUGGACUGUAUGCUGGAAAGGAUUCUACCUUUUUCUAUUCUAGACAUAUAUUUACGUCCAACAAUUAGUCACUUAUAUUCUUCUUUUGAAAUUUGUGAUGGACAAAACAGUGUGUUAUACUGAUGCCAAAUACUGUUGUGAACUUCCUGAAAAAAGCCAUCCCCUCCCAUUUAUGGAAAAAAAAAGCACGAAUCUUCACUGUCUGCGGGGGUCUUGGGUGUUGAGGCAUUGGUUCUAAGAUGGGGAAGAUCCUGACUGGAUCAUGUUUUUGUACCCAUUCUGUUUGGUUUCCCUGGUGGACACUUCUGUUACUGUGUAAUGGAAUGUACGAGGCUAUGCUAUUUUCAUUUUCAGAGACUGCACAUAAAUUUUGUUUCAGACAUGAAAGUACAAUGCAAUUAUGUUGUUUUGAAUAACUGCUGGAGAAAAAAUGGUUGAAAAAAGAUAUAUUGCUUAUUCAAAUGUUUUAUGGACAUGUUCAGAUUUAUAUAAGUUUCCACUUUCUUGCUAAGCUACAAUUUUGAACAAUUUUACGCUCUGAAGUUUUGACGUUUUUUUGUCUGUAGUAGGUAAACAUUUUCUCAGUUCCUGAAAGGGUCAGGAUUAGAUUUGUAGUCGACCUUUUAAAAGGUAAAAGCUAUGACCAGUUGCAGCUUUGCAAGCUGACCAGAAAGUAACGUCAUAUUUUCAUUUGUAUACAUGUAUGAAAGAUUAUGAGAUGAAAUGCAUAUGAAGUAGUGCAGUGUGUCAUCUUUCAACUGUAGUGUUUUGUUCGGCAUAGAUAAGUCGCCAUAGAUCUCCAACGAGUCUCGCAUUGCCUGUCUGUACCUAUGCUGCAAUGAGGGAAUCACAGACAUUCUCCUUGGUAUCCUUAGUCAAGCUCCUCUUACUGCCAGUCUGUUGUAAAUAUUUCUGUCUGUUGCUCUGGUUGUGAGCAGGCAGUAGACUGUGUUGCUCUCUGUGCCUCAGAAAAAUCGCCUUAAAUAUUUUAUUUCCCAUUGUGUCCGUAAAUUUGACUUCAUAAGGUAUUAACCGUCAUGUGAACAAAUGUGAGAGUGACUUUUGUACAGAUGUGGAUUGUAAUAAAUGUUUUCAUAAGA